AUGAAAUACGUUAUCUUACUGGCUCUUUGUGGCCUAGCCCUUUCUCAGCCAUCGAAAAGAUUCGCCGGCUUCGGAAUCUCUACAGUAGGCGGAAACCUGGGAUGCGUAGUUACUGUAAGUUCAGAAAGAUACAAGUUUUUAAUAAAAUUUAUGCACUAAUGUCUUAAAUAACACCGUAUUCCAAUGGUUUUGUUGUCAUACUUGUCGUCAAAAUGAGAUUUAUGAAGCGCGACAAACUUUUGACAAAACUCCUAUUCAAAAUUGUUUUUCUCUAAAGCAUUAUCCAAAAGUCAUGAAUGUUUUCCGCGAUAACUUCUGAAGCUUGACUAUGAACUUAAAACAUUUUAAACGUUUCUCUAAUUUUUAAAAAAUAAUUUCUUGUUAUUUUACCGUAAUUUUUGUAGGGCGACAAACUGUUUGUAAACGGAUUAGAAGGCCGUGAAUUGACAGACGAUGAACAGAGCGAACUCAAGGAAUACCAAGUCAAACUGGGAGCCUUCCGCGAAGAACUCCGUGCCGUGGUCGAACAGAGAAAGGCUGACUUGGAAGCUCGCAGAAGUGGAGCCGCUCCAGCCUCGACCUCAAAGCCCACCGCCAACCCCGAACCACCAAAGAAGCCAUCCUUCUGUAGCGAACAGACCACCACCCAAUACAUCUUCGACGGAUGCAAGGUCCAGAACAACAUGGUCUACGUCGGCAGCACCUUCGCCCGCAAACUGAGCGACUCCGAGAUCGAAGAGUUGAAGCAGUUUGACAAGGAGAUGACCGUCUACCAGAAGUCUGUCUCCGCCAACCUCGAGCAGCAGUUGGGUGAGUUGUUCGGAGCCGCCUUCUCUGGUCAAACUCAAAUCGCUCGUGCCACGCCUGAACCCGUCUCGACCUCAGCCACCCCCGCCGCCCCACCAAAGACGCCCAACUUCUGUACUUUGAUCGUUUAA
Messenger RNA from Bursaphelenchus okinawaensis, 938 nucleotides. Lineage: Eukaryota; Metazoa; Nematoda; Chromadorea; Rhabditida; Aphelenchoididae. The record is from the annotation of a GenBank genome assembly.